AUUCAACGACGAAAUCAUGCCUGAUCCAGUCAAAGCACCGAAGAAAGGCUCCAAGAAGGCCGUGUCUAAAGCCACCAAGACCGGCAAGAAGAAGAGGAAGACCAGGAAAGAGAGCUACGCUAUCUACGUGUAUAAGGUGCUGAAGCAGGUCCACCCCGACACCGGCAUCUCCUCCAAGGCCAUGGGCAUCAUGAACUCCUUCGUGGGGGACAUUUUUGAGCGCAUCGCCGGUGAGGCUUCCCGCCUUGCUCACUAUAACAAGCGCUCCACCAUCACCUCCAGGGAGAUCCAGACCGCCGUCCGCCUGCUGCUGCCCGGUGAGCUGGCCAAACACGCCGUGUCUGAGGGCACCAAGGCCGUCACCAAGUACACCAGCUCCAAGUAAACCUGUUCCUAGUCCCAACAAGUCAAAGGUCCUUUUCAGGACCACCCACACCUUCACCUGAGAGCUUUAUUCCUGUUACACUGCUGCCUCCCUAUUUCUGUCUCACUGGAUUCUUAUUGAAUGUUUUGUCAUAAUACAUUAUGUAAGUAAUGCAUUCCUCCUUAUAAACAAUCUUAUUUCAA
Thunnus maccoyii (southern bluefin tuna) is the source of this 567-nucleotide messenger RNA. Its product is annotated as histone H2B 3-like. Gene Ontology annotation, cellular component: nucleosome. Gene Ontology annotation, molecular function: DNA binding; structural constituent of chromatin; protein heterodimerization activity. NCBI's taxonomy places the organism in Eukaryota, Metazoa, Chordata, Actinopteri, Scombriformes, Scombridae. The record is from RefSeq and is a predicted model, not a curated record. The transcript has a single exon. Bases 17 to 385 code for a protein of 122 amino acids.